CAGCCCUCGUUCCUUAGCAUGGAGAGCCAGAGAGUGCUGUCGUCCUACAGGAAGCGUUUCGGGGUCCAGGGGACCAGCCCUGGGGGGCGCAUCAGCAUGUCCUCCAGCCGCUACACGUUCCACAGCACCCCCCGGGUCUCACGCCUCUCCGCGGGUGCCUUCGUGCUGGCCACCGGGGCCCCCGACAGGCUGGACUUCUCGGCCGACUCGCUGCUGAAGGCGCAGUACCGCGAGACGCGCACCAAUGAGAAGGUGGAGAUGAUGGGGCUGAACGACCGCUUCGCCAGCUACAUCGAGAAGGUGCGCUUCCUGGAGCAGCAGAACAAGGUGCUGGUGGCUGAGCUUAACCAGCUGAGGGGCAAGGAGCCCACCCGCCUGGGCGACAUCUACCAGGAGGAGCUCCGCGAACUCCGCGGUCAGGUGGACGGGCUCAGCACAGGCAAGGCCCGUCUGGAGAUCGAGAGGGACAACCUGGCUGCAGACCUGGCCCUGCUCAAGCAGAAACUUCAGGAUGAGAUCAACCUGCGCCUGGAUGCUGAAAACAACCUCAACAGCUUUCGACAGGAUGUAGAUGAGGCAGCGAUGAAUCGUGUCCAGUUGGAGAGGAAGAUUGACAGCCUUCAGGACGAGAUCAACUUCCUGAAGAAGAUCCAUGACGAGGAGCUGCGUGAGCUCCAGGAGCAGCUCAUGGCCCAGCAGGUGCAUGUGGACAUGGACGUGUCCAAACCCGACCUGACGGCGGCCCUUAAAGAUAUCCGGGUCCAGUACGAGGCCGUGGCUGUCUCUAAUAUGCACGAGACAGAGGAACUGUACCGAUCUAAGUUUGCAGAUUUAACUGAUGCGGCCAAUCGUAAUGGAGAAGCUCUGAGACUGGCAAAGCAGGAAGCGAAUGAGUAUCGCAGGCAGGUCCAAGUCCUGACCUGUGAUCUGGAAGCCCUCCGUGGAACUAAUGAGUCCCUGGAGCGGCAGCUGCGCGAGAUGGAGGACCGCUUCGCUAUGGAGACAGCCGGCUACCAUGACAACGUGGGACGUCUGGAGGAGGAGAGCCAGGCCCUGAAGGAGGAGAUGGCGCGCCACCUGCAGGAAUACCAGGACCUUCUGAACGUCAAGCUCGCCCUGGACGUGGAGAUCGCCACCUACCGCAAGCUGCUGGAGGGAGAGGAGAGCCGCAUCACUGUCCCAGUACAGAGCUUCUCCAAUCUCCAGAUCAGAGAAUCCAGUAUGGACACCAAGCUGUCCCCUGAAGCCCUGGUCAAGAGGAGCAUUCUGGUGCGAACUGUAGAGACCAGAGAUGGGGAGAUCAUUAAGGAGUCCAUGGCGGAGAGGAAGGACAUGCCCUGAUUCCUGGAGCACGGCGCGUGCCGCAGCUAACCCUCAGACGCUUCCCCGUAACACCAGACUGCUGUGACCUUCGCUGACCCGCUCCAUCCCACCAAUCAUUCUGUCCGCUGAUCUUCCUCCUCACCUGGGACCUUGAUGAUAUCUCCACAUCACGCACCCCUAACCUUCAUCAAAUUAGCCCCCAUUUGGCACAGACACAGAUGUGCACACACAGUUACGGGCACACACAAAAACCGAAUUUUCCGGAAUACCCCACAGCACAGCAUUAAUGGGGGAGGUUUAUGUGAGGGCAGUGAGACUCAAUUCCUGGGGGCAGCAUGGCGAGGCAAGAAGGGCUUCGUGUUGAGCUGCCCCACUUCAGCAGGUGGCGAGUCGGAUGGUGGCGAUGGAUGGUUCAGCCCAUGCUGGGGAUAGGAUGUAAUAGGAUUUUUUUACUUAAUAAGCAGUGAGACAGGAACGGUGCCCAAACAAACCUCCGGCACCGACGGAGACUGGCAUUAAACUUUGUAACCUGCACGUGUUUGUCAGUAGGUUGAAGUAGGGCUCAGGUAGGUGUUACUCCCUCACAGUUCACUUCCUAUCUAUUCUACCACUUUGUAGGAUGAAAGGUGUAAUUGAGUUUUGCUUGGUCCCAGGUCUUCACCCAUUCCACCGGAAAAAUCCCCUUCUCCAAAAACCCAGCUGUCACCCCUCAAUCUUCUCCAUCAUUGCAUCCCCUUCUUCCUCUUUCAGGCAGGUCAGGUCAUUCUGUUUCUCUGUUCUCUGUCUCUGUGUGUCUUUUUCGUCUCUGAGAAAAACUCACUUGGGAGAGGGCGGAGUGAUUUGUCUUGUGGAGAGCAGUAAACCCAUGCUAUUAACAUCUAUACAGUGGCAGCUCAGGAGCCUGGCGUAGGAGGAUGGGAAUUAUGGAGCUGUGCUGACUAACAGAACUUUAAAUGUAAGGGUGAUGCCCCUGAUGCCGACACCCCCUUUCCAGGCUUCCUAGCCUCUGGGUGAGUGCACAGUAGGUCCUUAAAAAGACUGUCCUCACACUGACGCAAACAUUUUGAAGGCAUCAGAGAUAGGGGAAUUCCUAGUAACAGGGCUCACGAGAGAGAAAUUUUCCAAGGAAGUGAAUGGUCGGGACAGUCCUGACGAGGGACGGCCUGGUUCCUUUGCAGGCGUGGUGUGUGCUGAACAUGGGUGUUUAUGUUCACAGGGAUUACAGUCCAAGCACCAGUCCAGCCCUGAGCUAAUGACUGAGCUCACUCAGGCCCAUUAGUGCUGAGAGUGCCGAGGUAGCAUGCUGUUCCAUCACACAGGAGUGCAGUACGUCAUCCUGCAGCAGGGUGCUCAGUGGAGGUUGAUCUUGGUUUGGCAGGCGCUAUGAACCUCCACCUCCGGUGCACCUCACGGAAAGUCAGAAAAAGAUAAAUAAGGGCUGAGCCACAUAUAGUUUCUCUUCACUGAUUAUACGUAGGAUGUUUUUCUGCCUGAAGUUAGCUUUGUACUUUUUUUAAAGCUAAUCACACCUUCUGAGAUGACUGUUUCUCUUUCUCUUAUUUCCUCGACCUCAACCGUUCUGGCGUCACAUCCCCUUCUGCAAUUCACUCAGUCACAGCAAUCUGACCCAGUGCCUUUACCCAACUCUAGGUUAUUUUAGACUUCUGCACCUUCUAGCAAAGUCCAACAGAAUCCAACUAAUGUGUUUUAAAAACAGUAACAAACAGACCAUUAUACCAUUCUUAUUCUUAGGUGUGACAGCAUUAUAACCAAUUAAACACAAUAAAGCAACAUGAUGCAAUUGA
This is a messenger RNA of Anguilla rostrata (American eel), 3128 nucleotides long. RefSeq names its product glial fibrillary acidic protein (gene gfap). Lineage: Eukaryota; Metazoa; Chordata; Actinopteri; Anguilliformes; Anguillidae. Gene Ontology annotation, molecular function: structural constituent of cytoskeleton. The record is from RefSeq and is a predicted model, not a curated record. The coding region runs from base 19 to 1341 and encodes 440 amino acids. Gene Ontology annotation, cellular component: cytoplasm; intermediate filament; cell projection. Gene Ontology annotation, biological process: regulation of chaperone-mediated autophagy; intermediate filament organization. The transcript is spliced from 9 exons.